AUGCAACAAUCUCUUCGAAAAAGUUACAGUUUAACCAAACAUUCUUGUCCCUUUUUAUUAAGUAAAAGAAAAUUAUCUUCUUCGAAUAUUAAAAAUAAACAAAAUGAAGAAUUUUCUUCAACUUAUAAAAUAAAAAAUCAAUUCGGUUUCGAAAAAGUGCAAUCAGACGAAAAGCAAAAUAGAGUUGACAAUGUUUUUAAAUCUGUGGCCGAUAAAUACGAUUUAAUGAACGAUGCCAUGAGUUUUGGAAUCCACAGAAUUUGGAAAGAUAUUUUUGUAGAGCGAUUAUCACCUACCGGUGGCACUAAAUUACUUGACGUAGCCGGUGGCACUGGAGAUAUCAGUUUUAGGUUCCUCAGAUAUGUACAAAAAAAAUCACCUGAGAGUUUUGUAAGUGUUUGUGACAUAAAUCCUAAAAUGUUAGAAAUUGGAAAAAGUAAAUCGAUGAAGUUAGAUUAUUGCAAAAACAGAAUGGAAUGGGUAGAAGCAAAUGCUGAAGAACUUCCUUUUAAAGACAAAACUUAUGAUGCAUAUACAGUAGCCUUUGGAAUUAGAAAUGUGACUGACAUUAAUAAAGUAUUGGAUGAAGCCUACAGAGUUUUAAAACCAGGAGGAAGAUUUUUGUGUUUAGAAUUUAGUGAAGUUAAUAAUGAAUAUUUGAAAUGGUUGUACGAUCAAUAUUCUUUUCAAGUAAUUCCAGCACUAGGAGAACUCAUCGCAGGAGAAUGGAAAGCUUAUCAAUAUUUAGUCGAAAGUAUUAGAAAUUUUCCAAAUCAAGAAAGUUUUAAAGAAUUAAUAGAAAAUGCAGGUUUCAGAAUGGUUACUUAUGAAAAUUUAACAUUUGGAUUACUACUCGACAAUGAUUAG
Pediculus humanus corporis (human body louse) is the source of this 867-nucleotide messenger RNA. Its product is annotated as ubiquinone biosynthesis methyltransferase COQ5, putative. Lineage: Eukaryota; Metazoa; Arthropoda; Insecta; Psocodea; Pediculidae. Gene Ontology annotation, biological process: ubiquinone biosynthetic process. The coding region runs from base 1 to 867 and encodes 288 amino acids. Gene Ontology annotation, molecular function: methyltransferase activity. The record is from RefSeq and is a predicted model, not a curated record. The transcript has 4 exons.